AUGAUUUCCAAGAUAUUCGGUAACCCUAAACGAAUUAUAUCAGAUGCAGGAACAUGCUUUACGUCAUGUGACUUCAAACAAUACUGUUCCAAUAAAAAUAUACGUUUGCAUACUGUGGCGACGGGAAUGCCCCGUUCUAACGGUCAAGUUGAACGGUUUAAUAAGACGAUUUUAGAAUCUUUGAAAACUAUGGGAGAACAUUCAACUGAGGAUAGAUGGGAUCAGCACAUUAAGGAAUUACAGCAAGGCUUAAAUAUUACCAUGCAUAAAACCAUAAAGGCGGUUCCUAGUGAAGUUCUCCUCUGCUAUAGACUACGUACGGAUAGUGAUAUGUUAGCUCCGGAGCUUGAUGGCAUACGUAACGUUGAUGUGACCGAGUUGCGAAAAGAGGUUGAUAGAAAUAUAAGAAAUAAUGCUGAGUCUCAAAAAGAGAGGUUCAAGCUAUAA
Messenger RNA from Parnassius mnemosyne (clouded apollo), 447 nucleotides. The record is from the annotation of a GenBank genome assembly. Lineage: Eukaryota; Metazoa; Arthropoda; Insecta; Lepidoptera; Papilionidae.